AUGGACACCAUGGACCCGGCGGACGAAGCAGAUUCAGGGCCGUGGGAAGAAUUUUAUUUGGUGCUAAAGCUUCAAGACAUUCAAAAUGAGAAGAACAAGAGCAGGCGGCAGUACGUGCCGGUGAGCCAUGUUCUGCGACGAGACAAAGAUAGCAUACAGCACAACAUUUCCGACUCGCCAGACAUCGUAGACGACAUUUCCAACGCGAAGUUGUUGUCCAUUCUUCGACACAAGCGGCAUGGUAAGAAGUCUAUCAGACAUCUGGUCAAGUGCAAAGUCGAGGGGAGCUCACUAGUGUUCUGGGAGCCUCAGUUGAAUCCUCUGACGGCGGAGAAGGACGUCGAGGUGUUGAAGAAGCCGUUCUCGGGCAGGGUUGAUCUCAACGCCUCGAGCAUCGUUGAGGUCGAUCACACCGGAUACGAGAUCGUCUUACACGUCGUCGAGUUCUCUGCUGACAAGACGGACUUCGCCAUCGACUCGUACUGCUUCCUCCAGGCUCCUCAACACAUCCGCCCCCAGACAAACCUUGAGGACUUGGGCGCUCUCCUGAGGGAGCGGGGGCUGGCAGUGAGGUAUGACGUGAGUGUGCGGAGCGGCGGAGUAGGAGCGACCCUCGCUUCAGUAGGGCAGAGCUCGAGUGGGAACCUCAAGUCGGAGGUGUACGACUCGAUGAUCCUAGUCGAUGGCUUCAUCCCCAUGAGCUGCGGCAAGGACGUCACGUCUAACCGAGUGCUCAGCUCGAACUUUGCUGUGCAGGCCACUCAGUUGGAGGCGACGCUGAAGCUGCUCAGGUCAACACGGGUCGGAACGGAUUCCUCGCUGGGGGUCCUAGAUGCGCUCUUGGAGAAGCAAGGAGUGCAGGCUGACUCGCCCUUCGCUCAUACGCUAGCUGGUGCAUCUGAUGAGAAGGAGCAGGAGAGCGAGGAGGUCGUGUCCUCCUACGCGCCGCACGUGAUGCUGGAUGGCAUCGCCGGUGAAGUGUGGGAUCUAGAGAGCUCGAAAGGAUACGUCGCCCUCCGUCACAUCCACCUGGGCAUGGCGGUCUUACUGCCAGAGGCUUCAUCGGCGACAGCCGUUGCCAUGGUCUCGAGCGAGGGCGAUGAGUACAGACUCGAGGAAGACGGCGACCUCGAAGCCCGUGACCUCGACUCUGUUCAGCGACAAGUCAUGCUCCAGUUUGCAACGCGAGUCAAACCAUCGCGCGCUGGGGAGAGCCAGCAAGGAGCAACUGCCGACAUGAGCUUCUCCUGGAGCCGCUCGCAUGACUGGAGCAAAUCCACCAACAUCGGGGCAUGGAGACUGUCCCAGCAGGGGCCCAACCGAUGUGCUGUCACCCUCCAGAGAGAUCGCAACAUCGGGGUCCACCUGCUGUGCAACGGCUUCGUUUACAUCGGGGGGAGAGAUGCAGUGGUCCAUCUCGCCUCAGAUGCCGCGCUUGUCUCCCCGACUAGGAUCGCCCUGUCCGAGGUUCCCUCGCUGCUCCCAGACCUGCAAGGGGAUGAGGCCCCGCAUCACCUUGAGCUGCACAAGGUCAACGACGUGGCCUCAUACAGCCUGCAGGAGACGGAGCACAUCUUCUUGUUUCCUCUAGGCAAGACCAUCCCUCCUGUGCUCAUCACUGUGCAGGGGGCUGGCAGGAUCAUCCUGUCGACUAUCCCCGAGCUCCCCCACGGUCUCAGCAUUCUCCGCCAGGACGAUCGCAGCUUUCAGCUCAUUGGCACCCCGAUGAAGCUUGUUGACCUCACGCGCUACAAGCUCAAGGCUGCAAAUCGUUUCGGCAGCAUCUCAGUCAAUUUCAAGCUGCAGGUCAUGGAGAAGCCGAGGGAUCUGAUGUACGACACUACCAAUCUAGAGCUGACGCUCGGGAAGUUUGUGAUGACCUUCCCCAGCAAUGUGGCCGGGACCUUUCCUCUCCGCUUUUCUAUUCACCCGAAACUCCCAGCUGGUAUCAAGCUCGACCCACAGACUGGUUCCAUCGGAGGUCAGCUGGACGAGACGUUCGACUUCAGUCAACCUAAUCCACUCUCCUUCACCGUCACUGCGGAGAAUUCCGUUGGUGAAACCUCCUCAACCGUUGUGUUCAACGUGGUCCCUCCGCAGAGCUCUCUGAGCAAAAACAAGACGUCGCCGUGGUUGCUACCCAAGCCGCAGAUGCCCCUUGUAUGA
This is a messenger RNA of Guillardia theta CCMP2712, 2166 nucleotides long. RefSeq lists its product as hypothetical. The record is from RefSeq and is a predicted model, not a curated record. NCBI's taxonomy places the organism in Eukaryota, Cryptophyceae, Pyrenomonadales, Geminigeraceae. The coding region runs from base 1 to 2166 and encodes 721 amino acids. The transcript is spliced from 3 exons.